Metarhizium brunneum ARSEF 3297 is the source of this 2364-nucleotide messenger RNA. RefSeq lists its product as uncharacterized. NCBI's taxonomy places the organism in Eukaryota, Fungi, Ascomycota, Sordariomycetes, Hypocreales, Clavicipitaceae. Gene Ontology annotation, molecular function: DNA-binding transcription factor activity, RNA polymerase II-specific; zinc ion binding. Gene Ontology annotation, biological process: regulation of DNA-templated transcription. The record is from RefSeq and is a predicted model, not a curated record.
AUGGAUAUCGUGAGACCGCCGUUCGCCGUCGCCAUGGAUCUACCCUGUUGGUUGAGCAAGUCCAACCGAGCCUUGCAUCUCCGGGCGCCGGUACCCUAUCCUGCGCAAUGCCAAUCGCGUAUACUCAAGCACCGUUAUGCGGGAGCUCAAUCCCGACUACGGGACUACUUCACUCCCAAGGGGAUACUCAGAAUGCCGUGGAUCACCAAAGGCCGUCACAUCAAGGCACUCUGGUAUCACCCUGGCCAGUCUUCGCCGAUGAGAGUCGAGGGCAAUGUCAAGCUUUAUCCCGGAAUCGUCGGUUCCAGCAAUCUACAAAACUUUUCUCCCCACAACGUAUCUUCCUUUCAGCCAUCGAUAUUUGGCUCAGCCGUCGAGGCUCAACAAAUUUCCUUCUCGGCAGCGUACAACCCCUAUCCGUUUGUCCCCGAAUUCAGUGCAACUACCACUUCCACGCCUGAUAAUUCGCCAGUGCAGAAUAGCGACACGUUGCACGUCUGCGUAUCCAGUGGUCAAACCGCAGUCACACUGACGAGCGAGCAGGCCUUCGCUGAAAUGGGUGGAGGCGAGAUACAUCUCCCGCAGCCCUACAACCAUGACACCUACAAGCAUUUUGCUCCAGAACAGGGAGCACAAAAUGUCAGUUCUGCACCGCUUCUGCCGAUAGUCACAAAAUCCCUGCUAGACGACUUGGAGUUACCUUCCACAGAGCCAGAGCUGGGCAGCGACCUCUUGUCCUCACAACCAGUGGUGCCAGCAGUGCUAGCGAUGCGACCAGCGCAACUCGUACCACAAAGUUCCAACCCGGAGACUGGACAACUGCUGACAACAAGUCACCGCCAAGAUGAUGUUGAGGCAGCAUCUGACAGCAGCCGUCCGAGCUCGGCUAGCGGAAAGAACGCCAUGCACUUGGUCAAGAAGCGUGGCCCAUUUAAUUUGCAGAAGCGUAAAGAGACUGCCGAGACCCGAAAGAGGAAAGCAUGCCUGAGGUGUAGAGUUCAGAAGAUUCGGUGUGACGCAGAUCAAGAUGAGGUCGAAGGCUCCUGCCUCCCAUGCCAAAGCUUCUCGAAAGUCUCCAAAAAGACCCUCCACCAUGUCUCUUGCUUUCGUGGCAAGUUGACAGACGUGGUGCUUUUCCGCCAAGGCGGUCUUAAUCUCACACAACGAUGGAAGGGUACAGAAAUGAAAGACGUUGGCGAUCGGGUCAACACGGACAUUCGAUCGAUACAGAUAACAUUGGGUAUCUGCGAUACACCUAUUGAGAUCAAGGUAGUCCGCUUCCGGGCCGCUGCAUCGGAUGUUGUUGCCCGCUUUUGGACCGUGAGAGAGGGCGAGCGAGGAGACGAAAUAAGAAAGAAGAAGGACCUGGAACCGUUUUGUCUCGUCGACAUCUGGGCUACGGCAACGUACUUCGAGAAAUAUGUUGUUGACAAUGCCAUUGCGACUAUAGUCAAAAACUAUACACCGCAUAAAAUGCUACAAAACACGCUCGCAGGGCAGGAUGUCAUUAGUAGGACAUACAUUGCGGCCGUGCAGUACUACUUGAGCUUGGAGGAAAAGGAUGAGGUAAUGAUUCCAUCUGGGAAGAUAGCCAACCCUCAGAAGAGGCUUCUAGGGAACCUCUUUAUAUUUUGGCACGCAAACCAACAUACCGCUGGCUCAGCCUACAUAUGCGGCAAAGAAACUCUUAACAUGAAGCCUGAACUCAAGGAUGAAACAUACCCUCUCUUCGGCAAAGUUUCCGUUCCUCGAAUGAUUCUCGCCCAAUUCGACAGCAUCAAUCACCGCAAACUUCUCCAAAGAUAUGGCCAAAAAGUCCUCCGCGACCUUGAAGCAUUCAUCUUUCGCAAUCAGUCGGUUCUUUGGUGGCCGAUAUACCUCACAGUCUUCAUUUUGCUACACGAUGCAAGUAAGCUGAGCGCGGAUAGGUAUCGUCAUGCCAGGAAUAACUUUGGUGGGAGAUAUCGAUACUCUAUACCCAAUUUUGUGGAAGAGCUUCAAGAAGGAUGUAACAAUAUCCUUGUUCACUGGCACUACUACAACUGCCAUCCUUGGCCGAAACCAGACGAUCCGUGGGAGCGCCAUAACCACUUCAUGUCUGAGCUGACAUCGGAGCAGUACGACUUGGUCAUGGACACUAUGACAGAUAGACGUGUGCAGAAGCAACUUGCCGCAUGGGCGAAAUGCAGGCAGGAAAACGGGAUGAUGGAAAAACCACCGAUGCGUCCGAUGGGUAAACAAGCAACACCGUAUAUGGGCUCCCAGACCAACUAUGACUGGGACCAUCCAUGUUACUGGAUAACGCAGAUGUUUGAAGAGCGGUGGCAACCACGCCCCACGUACCAGCGGGAGUAUAUACAUUAG